AUGGAUGAAGACAUCAAGCCGAUGCUACACACUCUCGUCUAUGUGAAACAGUGGGGGCGCUACUUGGCAUUUGCAGAGAAGCGCAGUGAUACCCGUGAUGACAGCGCCUUGAAUCUGGUGAUGCGAACAGGAAAACCAGAGGAACAUGGAUGUCUAGAGUGGUCUCCCAUUAAGGACUUGAGGGAGGCAAGGAAAGAUGGCUACCGCAGUAUGAACCCAUGCCCAGUCUUCAGUCAGAGCCAGGAAACUCUCUUCCUGUUCUUCAUCUGCAUCGAGGGCCGUAUCCGUGAGGGAGCCCUGAGUCCUGGCCAAACCCGCCUGUGCUACGUCGCCACCGACAACGCUGGCGAGACGUGGAGCGAAGUUAAGGACUUGACUGAGACGGUUGGUGGCAUAAACCUUCUACAUUACAAAACCUUCGCUGUGGGACCGGGCCAUGGCCUGGAGGUAGACAGGAGCUGGUCAGGCUUAGGCAGCAGCACCACCAACAAGAGGCUGCUGAUUCCAGCGUACGUUAUAACCAAGAGAGGGAAUAGCCAUUCGCUGCUUUUCUACAGCGACGACGACGGAGAGUCGUGGCAGGCCGGAAAGCAGCUGGUGCAGGAGUGCGGUGAGAACCAGGUGGCCGAGGUCCGGGUCAAUGGAGGCACGGAGUCCUACCUGUACUGCAGCUCUCGCAGCACCUGGGGCAGAGGACUGCAACAGGUGCCCCGCACGGAGGCGCUGAGCGACGACGCCGGGGAGAGUUUUACCAAGCUGCAGACUCUGGCACUGAAGGAGACCCCACACGGCUGUCAGGGCAGCGUGCUAGCCUUCCCCGCCUUGAAGCGGAGGGGGGCCGCCGUGGCCGGACACCGCCAUGGUGGCCCCUCCUCCGGCUCCGGCUCCGACACAUGGCUGCUGUACAGCCAUCCAGCCCGAGGGCCGCUGAACGGAGAGGGCCAAUGGAUAAGGAGGGACCUGGGUGUGUUUCUCCGGGAGUCACUUCAAGAUGGGGGUGGAAGAGACCACAAGCCCUGGGGUGAGCCCCACAUCCUUCACCAUGGGAUGAGUGGAUACUCGGACCUGGCUGAGGGGAGCGCGGAGGGACACUUUGCCUGUCUGAUGGAGUGCGGCGAGGCAGCCAAGCUGCGCAUUGUCUUUAAGGAGUUUGACAUCUCGGAGAUUCCAAAACCAGCUGGUGGAUCCAUGUCUGGUGCUUGA
Messenger RNA from Engraulis encrasicolus (European anchovy), 1203 nucleotides. RefSeq names its product sialidase-3-like. Gene Ontology annotation, biological process: oligosaccharide catabolic process; ganglioside catabolic process. The record is from RefSeq and is a predicted model, not a curated record. Gene Ontology annotation, cellular component: membrane; intracellular membrane-bounded organelle; cytoplasm. The coding region runs from base 1 to 1203 and encodes 400 amino acids. Lineage: Eukaryota; Metazoa; Chordata; Actinopteri; Clupeiformes; Engraulidae. The transcript is spliced from 3 exons. Gene Ontology annotation, molecular function: exo-alpha-sialidase activity.